GUCUUGAAUUUUCUCUUGUUCUCACUCUGAGACACCAGUUUUAGAAGUUUUCCUCGCUUUCGGCGUUACUUAUUUUUUCCAUCUUUAAGAUGUUGGGCAAACUGAACCUGGUUCUCCUGUUUUUAAGUUUUUCCGGUACCGAUGCUCGUAUUUGGGCCUGGAUGCUCAACAUGCCUCACAGCCCUCCUAAAGAAGGAGCUAAAGCACUUAGAGAGAGCACUCCCGCGGCUAAAGCACUAUCGGCUGUAUGCGACGGUGACAGGGCUUGCGGACGUGGUUUCUCGUGUGAUCGUCACUUCGGCCUUUGUGUUCCUUUACGCGGAGAGGGCCAGUACUGUAGGAGGGAUGCUCAGUGUGUCCGCGGACUCAGCUGCAUGUUCGGGAAGUGUCACCGCAGCAUUCCCAACGGACAAGAAGGCUCCAGAUGUAAAGCUGACCGAGACUGCGGGGCGUCCAUGUGUUGUGCUCGACAUCAUGGGGAGAUGGUGUGCAAAAAGCGGCUGGUUCGCGGCGAGAGCUGUUAUGUUCCCGACGGCGGCCUGGCGUUCAGCAUCAACCAGAUCUGCCCAUGUGAGGAGGGUCUGCUUUGUCGUGAAAACAGCCGACAGCACCGCAGAGAGAGGGACUUUAUUUACCAACCAGAAUGGACAAGCUGGACCUGCCAAGUGCCCAAACUUUAACAGAAGACCUCAAGGCUAAAAAUAUUUAUUAUGUGAAUAUAAUGUACAAAGGGAACAUUUGUAUAUGCUGUCUUAAAAUGUGCUGUCAGACUUCUGCAUGAAUGCUGUUUUGUCUUUUUUUUAUAUUCAAUGUUGUAAAUAUUUACUAAAGCACUACUCUGCUG
Molecule: messenger RNA, 844 nt
Organism: Fundulus heteroclitus (mummichog)
Lineage: Eukaryota; Metazoa; Chordata; Actinopteri; Cyprinodontiformes; Fundulidae
Product: dickkopf-related protein 3
Exons: 4
Coding region: 90-680 (196 amino acids)
Biological process (GO): multicellular organism development; negative regulation of canonical Wnt signaling pathway
Cellular component (GO): extracellular region
Molecular function (GO): co-receptor binding; receptor antagonist activity
Source: RefSeq, a predicted model, not a curated record